AUUUUCAGGUCCAUUUCGACUUCGGAUCUGCACAAUGGUCUUAAAAGAGGCAGAUUUAAAAGCAUUGAUGAAUUUUUUAAUCGAUGAGACGAAGGAUGUCGACGUUGAGCCGCUGGCGGUGAAGACUAUAUUCAGGAAAUUCGCUGAAUGCAACGGUUCCGUGCUUGGUGCAGAUGCCUACCACAGGAGAUUUCAAAGCAAGCUGCUACCAAGGAUGGAUCAAAUGAACGAAUACAGUGUCGUGUCACGCAUUCAAGUGACGUUUGCCUUGUCGGCAAAAGUGUCGGACAAGUUCAUGACAUUGAUCAAAUCGACUGGCACUGUUAAGAUUGACGAGAAAAUGCGAAUCUGCAAUUAUAAGUCACACGACGGAAAACUCACGUUGGAAAGAAUCCACAGUAAAUCUUCUAAGGCAGCACGAAAGAGGUCAACGAAGAUCAUGCUCUCCGCCGAUGACGUAAGAUUGAUGACGUUUCUUGUUGAAAAGACGAAAGAAGCCAAUGAGCCACUGGUGGCAACAAACGUUUUCAUGGAGUUCGGUAAAAAAGAUAAUGCCAGAUGCUCGGAUGGAGCCUAUUAUCGAAAAUUCCAUAAAAAGCUUGCGCCGAACAUGGAUCAACUGGACAAUUACAGUAUUGAAAGCCGUGUCCGAGUGAUGCUUGGGCUUGCUGGAGAAGUUUCGGACGACUUUCUGACACAAGUUCAAACGGAGGGAAUUGUCGUGCUCGAUGAUGGCAAACGAAUUUGCGAGUAUGCAUCACGUGAUGGAAAGCUGAAGUUGGAGGCGGACCACAGUCAUUCGGCAAGAAUGAAAAGAACAUCUGCAUAUCACCGAAAGGCUGGUCGACACGUGCACAUGGUCAUGAAUGCAAAUCAGACGACGAACCAAGCCGAGAGCGACGAAGAUGGCGUAGAUUCGGCGACUUCUCUUCCUAGAUCUCCGAAAAGAGCGAGAACUGAAAUGAGCUCGAGUGACGACGACGAUGAUCUGGAGAUUAUUGAAACUGUGGACGGAUAUCCGAAGCCUGAGCCAGCUGAUUUCGAUUUUGAAGAACUCCUCAAUAGAGAUUCAACCUAUAAUUUGCUCAUCGAUCAUUCGCAAGAAUAUAAAGAAGUGAUGAUGGAAGAGAACAAUCAGCCAACUACUUAUGUAAAAUCUCUUCAAUUGGACAGUGACGACGAUGAGGUGCAAUACAUCGGAGCGAUGAAGAGACAGUCGAAGCCUGAACCAAUUUUCGAAGGAUUUGCACCACAUAAUUCGAAUAGCGAUCAUGUGCAAGAAGAACAAAAAACUGGUGUUCCACUCUUUGAUCGUCAACAAAUCAGUCUUUCCGCGAAUAAUGGAGCCACUUCAGCUGAACCCAUCAAUAUGUCUGAAUUCCUGAAACAACUGACCCAGUUCAUUUGCGGUCUCAAAAGUAAGGAACUCGAGAAGCUCAAGCAAAAAAUCAAAGGAUCAAUUGGAACUAAUGUUGAUAAGAUUAUCCUAUUUCCCGAGCUUCGUGGAGUUUUCGAGGCAUUCCUCAUCGCAGUCAGUCGGAAAAUCAAAGCAGCCGCUUCAAAUGCCUCUGCUAUGAAGGUCAAGGAUUUCCUUCUCAAGUUCGAGUAUCUUCUUCUUGGAUUGGAUUCUUCCGAGCUUCGAGUGAUCCAGCAGAAGGUCCAAGAAAAAAUCGAUCAGCCGGGAUUGGCAGAGAAGGUUCUUCUCUUCAGCGACGUCCGCGAAAUUCUUCAAGGCCUGCUCUUUUUCAUUUUAAACUAAUUAAAAAAUUUUUUUUUUCUGUUCAUUUUCUCCCUUUGUUCCAUUUUUCUGUUGUUUUUCGUUCAUAAUUGUUAUUUGCCCAUUUUUUGUUUUGUUUUUUUUUUCUGAAUGAAUUUUUGUUUAAAGUAUCG
Molecule: messenger RNA, 1890 nt
Organism: Caenorhabditis elegans
Lineage: Eukaryota; Metazoa; Nematoda; Chromadorea; Rhabditida; Rhabditidae
Gene: CD4.8
Product: SPK domain-containing protein
Exons: 8
Coding region: 35-1759 (574 amino acids)
Source: RefSeq, marked reviewed